This is a messenger RNA of Fonsecaea nubica, 672 nucleotides long. RefSeq lists its product as hypothetical. The record is from RefSeq and is a predicted model, not a curated record. The coding region runs from base 1 to 672 and encodes 223 amino acids. The transcript has 2 exons. NCBI's taxonomy places the organism in Eukaryota, Fungi, Ascomycota, Eurotiomycetes, Chaetothyriales, Herpotrichiellaceae.
AUGGCUCAUGGACAGCAGGAGUUACUGAAUAGACACGAGUUGUUGAGAGUGGACGGCGGCGAAUCACAUAUCCGUACUCCAAGAAAGUCACAAGAGCCAUCGCCGCAUACGAACGAGAUCGUAAAGGAGCCUCGUGUCGACCCUGCUCUCGUCCUCGUCACCAAAACGAAAGUUCGGGGCCUCGGAACCGCGUGUCCCAAGAAAUCUCGAGUUACCAGCUCUCAGCAUUGCACUACUGCGGGCGCUGCUCCGAGCUCUCCGCUCCGUCGCUUCCCCAGUUCCUCAUUAUCCCUUCGGACCGAAAGCAACAUUCUGGCAUUAACCCCCAGGUUGGAGAAGCAAGGCAAACCCGUUUGGGCGGCGCUCAUCAUGACCACGAUACAGCUACUGGAAGCCGGCAUGCCACGCAGAGCCACCCAGGAACGGACGCGCAAUCGCGGAGCCUUCGACAUACUCGCUGCUUUGGAUCCCGAACCAGACUCCUCUAAUUGGCUAGGCUACCCAUAUCGCCCACGGCGGUUUAUUGCCUGUCGCCGUGUAGAAGGGUCCGCACGCGAUGAAGUCCCUGACCCUGGUGCCUGGCAGGUGUCGGCCACAGGGACUUGGGUUCCAUUUCUCGAGCUAUUGUUCUGCCGCCUAGCUCUCGAAGAACUGACUAUCUUCAAGCGAUGA